UCAUACAUGCUGCUGGUAACAAAGGAGACAACAACAGGGGGAUGAUGGGUCCUCACACAACAAGCCUGUCAUAGAAACAAUAAGAAACUGAGCCGGUUCGCUUCUUCUACGCUGCGGAUAAUUUCAAUAACACUAUAUUUAACUACCGAGUUAAGUUUAAAGUAACGUUACAGUAGCGCGACCUGCGCCUGGACCCAUAUUAACCUAAAACGUCUUUUCUUGCCAAAGCUAACCAUGUUGGACUGCCAACAGUAGAGCCGAAUUACUGAGGAGAAGGAGUCAGACAUGUCUCAUUAAAAUCGGUGAUGAUGACACAAUAACAUUGACCUACGCCCUCAAAGCCUGACCACACAUUGGUCAGAGCUGGGAGUUAAACACACCGAUACAAGAGAACACUCCAGCUGCCAUGUCCGUCCAGGAAGCAUCCCAGCGGCCCCCGUCGCCCGUGCCCCUCAAAACUGACGCCAAACCGAGACCGGAGAUCCCCCCAAAACCAUCAUCACAAACUAGCUCCCCUCCUCUGGGAGACAGGAGCAGCAGCGCGAGCCUUUCUGGAGGGAAGGUCAAAAGGAUUGUGAACAAGUUUAGCCAGAAGGAGUCGAAUGAAAAAGGAGAGAAAUCCACCAAUGGUACUGCAGAGGUAAAAGCAAUUAAACGAUCCAAAAGGCCGCCGACGGUGAAGCCCAAACCGGGCCGCGCCAGUCUGCAGCUUCAGCUUGGGAAUGAGGGAGAGAAGGCGCCUCCGCUGCCUUUGAAGAGGAGUCGUAUCCUGCAGAAGCAGAAAGAGACGGAGGGAGGAGAGCAGGAGGAUGGCAUCAGUGCGACAGGAGGUCGAUCAGAGCCUGACGGGAAAGAGGUGGAGAUUCAGCUAACUGGGGGAGGUGAAGUGGAGGCGGAGCACAGUCCAAACACGCCUCUCAGUCCAUGCUGCGACCCAAGCUGCAGCUGUGUGUGCCACCUCCAGUGGCCUGGCAUGAAACUAAUAUGGGUGCCCGUGGACGCGGAUGAGGGCAGGGAGAAGGAGGAUGGAGGCGGACAGGAGGUUGAGACUGAUGAGGAAGAGGAGAGGGAAGAGGAUGUGGAGGAUUGGGAGGAGGUUGAUGUGGAAGUGAGGGGAGGGGAAGGGGACAGCGAGGCAGGGGAUGAGGUGGACAGGACGUCAGUGGUCGAUGAGGGUGAAGUGUUGAAACAAGAAAAGGCAAAGUUCCACCAGUGUUUGGAUAUUUUGAUCGCCGACGGUCACAGGAGACGUUCGGACCCCGGCCCUCACUCUAUUCUCACCUCUCUCGCUGUCACUCGCUCUCAGUCCCCCCCUGUUCCCCCAAAACGAGCUCAGUCACCACAUAUCCACAACUUACCCACCCAAAACGAAGAAGAAAACAUUUAUGAGGCCACACUUCCGGUGCCAGUGGUUGACCCCACUCCUAAAAAGACCACAGUGGAUAUUACACACCUGGAAAUUCCUCAAAUCAAAGUGCGCAAACCAGCCCGCCGGUCUAAACUCUCCUACAGCACCUCAGACCCAACAUCUGAGUUUCAGAUGAACAUAGAACCCAUCUCCAGCCCAGAGGACGUGCCGCCUGCCAUCCCGCCAAGGAUGCCUGUGGCUCAGGACAGCCGCAGCCUCACGCCAGUGCACCGUGGCGGCAUUCCUCUCCCCCAGCCCACACUGGAGGAGUGGCGCACCCUGCGGCCCUCGUCCCCCAGCGGCUCUACUACCAGCGGGCUGAGCCCCCAGCGGGCCACCACUCCACCCCCACUCAGCCCUCACAGACCCCCACCUCCACCGCCAAAGACAGACCCCAGGAGGCUCAGCAGUGCCUCACUGCAAUCCCUUACACCGAAAAAAGAAGGAGAGGAGAAUGGAGGGAAUGAAGGAGAGAGAGAGGACACAGCUGAAGAACCGCGUCCAGUCAGGAGCGGCUCCCUCAGGAGGGAGUCCUCGUUCAACUGGGAGUCCCGGCUGCAGGAUGAGCCUCUGUACCAGACGUACCGCGCCACCGUCAUCACCAAGGAGAUCCGACGGCAGACAGUUUGUCGCAACAUCAGUAAAACCAGUGCGGACUACGCCAUGGACUGGACAGCCCGUCAGUCAGGGACUGGAACUGCAACUGGUAACGGAGCACCCAGGAGUAGCCCUGUUCCAACGCCGGGCCAGAGCACACUGUGGCAGGACCUCCCAGCUGUUCGGGAGGCAGGGGUGCUGGAGCAGCUCACCCCUGAGCAGUGCAAGUACCAGGAGAGUAUGUUCGAGGUUUUGACAUCUGAGGCCUCUUACCUUCGAUCCCUGCGAGUCCUGACCGAACACUUCCUGGACAGCCGGGAGCUGGAGGAGACGAUGAUCAUCAGAGACAAGAAAACCCUCUUCUCCAACAUCCUGAGGGUCCGAGAGGUCAGCGAGAGGUUCUUGAAGGACCUGGAGGACCGCAUAUUCAAGGACCUGGUCUUCCCUGACAUCUGUGACAUUAUCCACUACCACGCCCAGCACAACUUCCCUGCCUACAUCGACUACGUCCGCAACCAGAUCUACCAGGAGAAGACCUACACUUCACUCAUGAAGAACAACUCUCAGUUUGCUUCAGUCAUCACUCGUCUCCAAGAGUCGCCUCAAUGCCAGCGGCUGCCUUUCAUGUCCUUCUUGCUGCUGCCCUUCCAGCGAAUAACACGCAUCAAAAUGCUCAUUGAGAACAUCCUGAAGAGAACAAAGGAGAGGACGAAUGAGGAGCAGACAGCCUCCAAGUCUUUGGCUUCGGUGUCGAAGAUCAUCGACGAGUGUAACACGCAGGUGGGAAAGAUGAGACAGAUGGAAGAGCUGAUUCAUGUCUCUCAAACACUGGAAUUUGACAAGCUCAAGGCUAUCCCGAUCAUCUCCCAGACACGAUACUUGGAGAAGAAGGGAGAGCUGCAGGAAAUGUCCAAAGGAGGAACUCUCUUCAACAUGAGGGCAAAGUUCAUCCCCGUCUACCUCUUCCUCUUCAAUGAUCUGCUCCUCAUCGCUGCCAAGAAAGGUGCAGAGCGUUUUGUGGUACUGGAUCACGCCCAUCGCUCUCUGGUGCAGGUGCAGUCUAUAGAUGAAAGUGGGGGCAGCUGCGGCCCAUACGAACACUGCUUCAACCUCACGCUGCUGGAAAACCACCAGGGACGCAUGAUGGAGAGGCUGCUCAAAGCUCCCACCCAGUCAGACAUGCACAGGUGGAUGGCAGCUUUCCCCAACCCCACCAACCCAGACACAGACGACAAUGAAGUGAUUUACGAGGACUGGGACUGUCCUCAGGUGCAGUGCGUGGAGCAGUACAUUGCCCAGCAGGCAGACGAGCUCACAUUGGAGCCCACUGAGAUCAUCAACGUCAUCCGCAAAGCCAAUGAGGGCUUUUAUGAAGGCAUCCGCCUGUCCGACGGUCAGAAGGGCUGGUUCCCCGUAGGAAACGUCAUAGAGAUCACCAACGAGCAUGUGAGGCGGCGAAACCUCCGAGAGCGCUACAGAGUCAUGCAGGCUGCGAGCUUGGUCGCCAACAGCAAGGCCAACACCGCUCAUUGAUCGAUGGAUGGAGGAUGUUUACAUUGAGUUGUUGUCAUGGAUACAAACUCUUCAGGAGUUAACUCUGUACAAAGACUAUUCAGGGACUUUAUAGUUAAAGUGUCGGUUUCUAAUAACCGGGAAAUGAAAGAUAAAAGGAGAAGGGUGACGAUCAUGAGACGUCAUAACAGACCUGCAGUCAUCAAGUACGUGAGUGUGCACUUAAGCAGCUGGGAGCUCGAGGUAGAUCAUUUACAACUGGCACUGACAGAAACUAUGUGAACAUGCAUGCAUUAUAUAACAGAUAUCAGCAUCUUGAGUGUACCUCCUCUUGUGAGCAUGUAGCCCUGCGUUAACCUUUGCUCUGCACAAACUGAAACUGCACAUUUGAAAUGCCAAUCAUUCUCGCCACUGCCAGACCUGAUUGUGCACGUCAGACCUGCUGCGAAGAAAAGAGUUGGGUGUUCCUGCAAACGCCUCUUGUGUCCUACUCGUCACAUGCACAAACAAGUUAGAUCCUCUCAUUUCUGACAUGCACAACAACCUGGUGUCACCAUGGUGGCCAAGAAUACAAGAUAUGACAUGUUUUUAUGAUACAAGAAUCCUGUAAAUGAAUCGUCUUCACUGAAACAGGAAUUUAUCUCACCACGUAACAAACCGUUACUGUUAAAAGAAAUCUAAUCAGGAAGUGCCUUUGAAUAAACUCAGAACGCAGGUCUACACACCGGGACUUCUAUCAGGAUCAAGCACAAGAGCUUUUAAAAUGCAUGUCAAUGUGGGCUGAGCUGUACUGCCAUUAUGACGUUAGCUUGUUAGCUUGUGUCAGUAGCCGUUGUGGAAUAAUACUGUAGCUCCCCCUGCAGCUUGUUGUCGUCUGUGGAUAGACUGUAAAUGUACGAUAUGUUGUAAAUAAUGAGUGGGGGGGGGGUUCUCUCCUUCAAAAACAGUAGAAGUGCUUUUAAUAAAAAUGUGUGUCUUUUUAGCU
Messenger RNA from Epinephelus moara (kelp grouper), 4502 nucleotides. RefSeq names its product Rho guanine nucleotide exchange factor 15b (gene arhgef15b). NCBI's taxonomy places the organism in Eukaryota, Metazoa, Chordata, Actinopteri, Perciformes, Serranidae. Gene Ontology annotation, molecular function: guanyl-nucleotide exchange factor activity; protein binding. The record is from RefSeq and is a predicted model, not a curated record. Bases 407 to 3538 code for a protein of 1043 amino acids. The transcript is spliced from 16 exons. Gene Ontology annotation, biological process: activation of GTPase activity.